AUGGGUAUACCAGUGGGAGAACAUAUUUUAUAUUCGCUCAGCUUUGCUGAUGACCAAGUGGUGAUCGCUCAAGAUUCUUACGACCUAGAGUUUAUGUUAAACAGGCUACAUGAAGAAUAUGAAAGAUGGGGAUUAAAAAUCAGCUUUAAGAAAACCGAAUUUCUGAGCCUGGUUGAAUCCGUCUUGUGCUAUGGAUGUGAGGUAUGGACGGUUAACUCUGAUUUGCGCAGAAGACUUCUUGCCACCGAAAUGGACUACCUCAGGCGAAGCGCACGAGUAUCUAGAAGGGAGUGCGUGCGCAACGAAGUGAUAAGAAGAAGAGAGAGAAGAUCGCUGAAAUGGUUUGGGCACCUCAUGAGAAUGCCAGAUGAUCGAUGGCCAAAACGAGUCUUUCAAUGGGUUCCGCCACAACGAAGAAAACGAGGAAGACCACGACGAUCCUGGAACGACGGAAUAAGAGAAUCCAUGGAAGCUCGGCAAUUAGAGGACGAUGAUGUCUUUGAUAGACUGGCUUGUAGACGGGAAACGGGAAGACUGCGUCAGCAGUAG
Messenger RNA from Sitophilus oryzae (rice weevil), 549 nucleotides. RefSeq lists its product as uncharacterized. The record is from RefSeq and is a predicted model, not a curated record. Lineage: Eukaryota; Metazoa; Arthropoda; Insecta; Coleoptera; Curculionidae. The transcript is spliced from 2 exons. The coding region runs from base 1 to 549 and encodes 182 amino acids.